AUGGCGAAGGAAGAGCAGAAGAAGAGGGUGCUUGUUGUGGGCGCAGGUGCUGCUGGCAUGACAUGCGCCUCCCAUCUAGCGAACCACCCGGACAAAUUCGACGUGACCGUCAUCGAAGCCGCCGACUACUGCGGUGGCCAAGCCUUCUCCAUUCCCAUCGAUAAGAAGAAGCACGGCGCAUCAUGGCUCAACCAAGGCGUUCAGGGCGGCUCCUAUAUCUUCCACCAUACGAUGACCAUGUUCGCCCGUCAAGGUUACGCCGCCAAUCCCGUCAACCUUCAAGUUUCCUUCGGGAAGGACCAUCGCUUCUGGACCAACGUCUAUCCGACUAAGCUACUGGAACGGCACCAGAGCGAGGUCAAGCGCUUUUACUGGAUGCUUUCUUUUGUCCGAUGGUUCGAGUUGAUCUUCGCGUUGCUCCCGAUCAAGUACCUGAUGAAGCUCUUUUGGUUCAGCUACGAGUUCGCAAACACGGUUGCUCUGCCCAUGGUCGCCCUAUUUCUGGGCACCGGGAACUACACGCCUGACGUGCCCACCAUCAUCCUCGAACGACUUUGUACCAGUCCGACAUAUGGGAUGUGGUACCCGGCUGAUAAGGAGAGCAUCGCUAGCAACAUGCCGCCCAUGAUCGUCUUUCCGAACUUUGGCAAUUUCUACGAGGACUGGCGCAAAGAUCUUGUGAAGAGAGGGGUCAGCAUUCGGCUGUCUACCGAGGUAACCCAGAUAUUGAGUCGCGAUAAGGAUGGAGUGGUGGUCAAGACUAUCAAGCGAACCCCAAUGCCGGACAACCAUAACUCAACGAGCGCCUGGACAGCCGAGGAUCCGGUCAUGAACGCUGAUGCCAACGCCGAAGAGACAACCGAACACUAUGACGAGAUCGUUAUCUGCUGCCUUGCCGACACAGCCAAACGCCUUCUCGGCCGCACCGCCUCCCUCCGCGAGCGCCAAGUCCUAGGCUCCGCCAAGUUCUCCGACGACAUCACCAUCACCCACACGGACUCCGUCUACAUGCGCAAGCACUACGAGAACUUCUUCAACGAGUCGCAGGCCGUCAGCUCCCUCUCGGGCGUCGACCACUCCUCUCGCGUUGACUUUGCCCGCAACAACUUCCGCCCCAUGUACUACAUCAAGCCCUACGACGCCGACCUGACCAAGCUCGAGAUGGGCUUCGACUGCACCAACUACCAGGCCCAGUUCCCGCCCGAGGUCGAUUUCGACAACCACGUGUUCCAGACUAUCUACCUCAACAAGCAGCGCGACGGACACCUCUGGACAGAUACCGAGAUCGAUGAGUCCAAGAUCAUCCGCAAGGAUUGGUGGCAUCAGCUGUGCCACUCGUGGACGCACUACGUUUUUGUAGUGCCCUGGAUGCCGUUACUCCAGGGCAGGAGACACACACGGUUCGCGAGCUCAUGGACAAUGAUCAACGCGCACGAGGUGGCGGUCAUGAGCGGGAUCGCAGCCGCGGUGGAUCUGGGGGCACAGUACCCCGAGGAUCUCGAACGGGAUGGGUUUGCCCUGUUGAGCUUUAGGCUGUAUUACCUGCUGGUGUAUGGACGGUGGUAUAGGAGGAGAGUGAAGAAGGAGGAUAGAAUGGGGGAAGGACAUGAGUGGGCGACGGGGAUCUAUGGGAGCGUUUACAAGGGACCGGGGGUGACAGAGAAGGAGAGGGAGAUGUGGAGGGAGGAGAGGGCGAGAGAGAUGAAUGGCGGUGCGAAUGGUCUGGCGAAUGGUCUUGCGAAUGGUCAUGGUGGGAAGUGA
Molecule: messenger RNA, 1761 nt
Organism: Sordaria macrospora k-hell
Lineage: Eukaryota; Fungi; Ascomycota; Sordariomycetes; Sordariales; Sordariaceae
Molecular function (GO): oxidoreductase activity
Source: RefSeq, a predicted model, not a curated record